Molecule: messenger RNA, 1500 nt
Organism: Harpegnathos saltator (Jerdon's jumping ant)
Lineage: Eukaryota; Metazoa; Arthropoda; Insecta; Hymenoptera; Formicidae
Gene: Rtca
Product: RNA 3'-terminal phosphate cyclase
Exons: 7
Coding region: 93-1250 (385 amino acids)
Biological process (GO): RNA processing
Cellular component (GO): nucleus
Molecular function (GO): RNA-3'-phosphate cyclase activity
Source: RefSeq, a predicted model, not a curated record
UUGGUCGAUUCUCUUAUGCGUUGUGUAUUAUGCGUUAUGCAGAAGUCUGUGCUCUGGCCCUUAACUUGACGGGUUGUAUUGGACUGUCUUAGAUGCUGAGAAAUUGUGGCAUCAUGUCAACCGUCGUACGAAUAGACGGCAGUUUAGGCGAAGGUGGUGGACAAGUACUAAGGACUGCAUUAACUUUGAGCACACUUUAUCGUAUCCCUAUUGAAAUAGAGAAUAUACGUGCUGGAAGGCUCAAGCCUGGUCUUGCUGCGCAACAUUUAAAAUGUGUAGAGCUUGCUAAAGAAAUGUGUAAUGCUGAGGUUAAAGGUGGAUGCAUGGGAUCCACAAGUUUGAAAUUUUAUCCUGGCCCACUGAACAAAUACAAGAAGCAAUUUAUAGCAGACACGCAUACUGCUGGAUGUAUUUGCUUAUUAGCUCAAGUAGCUCUGCCUUGUGCCCUCUUCUUACCAUGCAAUGAAGAAAUCACACUCUUUUUCAAAGGUGGCACGAACGUGCCUAUGGGACCACACAUAGAAUAUCUGCUCAAAGUAUUUCAACCAAUGCUGAAUAAAUUUGGAGCAAAAUUUCAAAGUAGCAUCGCAAGGAGGGGAUAUUAUCCGAAGGGCGGAGGCGAAGUACGUUUAGAUAUACAUCCAAUCCAUCACUUAAAUGCAGUUACUUUAAUUGAUCCGGGAGUUCCGCGACAAAUAAUAGGAUGGUCUUUUGCUGAUAUUAAUUAUAUAAAAGAGGCGUAUAAGAUGGCGAACGAUGCCAGAGCGACUCUAAGAGACACAUUAAUGAUUAAUAAGUUUGAAGUGCCACCAAUGGACAUCGAGAGUUACCCAGUAAAUAAAUUGAUAACUACAGGAAACGGAUCUGGCAUCAAUAUAGUGUGCAUCACCAGUACUGACUGCUUUUUCGGGGGUUCCGGCUUGGGUCGCGGACCUCGAGAUACAUCAUCACCAGGUAAAACGGCAGCUGAAGACAUUUUAAAGCCAAUACUAACUGGUGCUUGCGUCGAUGAGCAUAUGCAGGACCAAAUGAUCAUUUUAAUGACAUUAGCGGAAGGUGUCUCGAGGAUCAAAGUCGGCGAUAAACAGCUGACCAGUCAUACGCAGACCGCCAUGCAGGUAGCGGAAAUUAUGCUGGGCAAUCGUGGACUUCAUUUCAAUCUGUUGGAAAGCGCCGACAACAAGGGCACUUUAUCCUACGUUCUAGAGUGUCAAGGAUGUGGUUUGAUUAACAGCAAUUUAUCUAAAUAAACAUUGCAUAAAAUUUGCGUUCUAUCGUAACGCACGCGAUUUCUCAAUAAUUUCAACACAUAUGUCACAUCAGUAAUUCAAACAAUCAGUAAUUGUUGCUGUCGUAUUUACAGUCAGGAAAAAUCUGCAGUCUACAUCAGCGCGUAAUCGUCUAUUCAUGUUCUCGUGUAAACUUUCGAUAUUUAACUUUAGAAUUUCUAGUCACAAGAGCGCUGCGAGAAAUAAUGCAUAAUAAAAAAACUGAUGACAA